Penicillium chermesinum is the source of this 2394-nucleotide messenger RNA. It is a transcript of the gene hsp78, whose product is annotated as chaperone ATPase HSP78. Gene Ontology annotation, biological process: cellular response to heat. The record is from RefSeq and is a predicted model, not a curated record. NCBI's taxonomy places the organism in Eukaryota, Fungi, Ascomycota, Eurotiomycetes, Eurotiales, Aspergillaceae. Gene Ontology annotation, molecular function: ATP hydrolysis activity; ATP binding. The coding region runs from base 1 to 2394 and encodes 797 amino acids. Gene Ontology annotation, cellular component: cytoplasm; mitochondrial matrix. The transcript has a single exon.
AUGGCUGCGAGGCUAUCUCUAGCUGCGCGCAGUAGCCGGCUUCUACGAUCACCAUCCCGUCCGUUUAGUCGAGUUCCCACUGCCACAUCAUUGCGCUCAUCGGUCAUCCCUAAAAGCCAAACUCUGCUCGCGCCAGCUGCUUGCACCGCCGCAGGCUCGGUGCGCCACUACGCCAAUGGUCGCCCUCAUCCGCCGGGCGGCACUCACCGCAUGGACAUGAGUGGUGGACAAGAGAAGCCAGCCCUAGAACAAUAUGGAGUGGACUUGACAGAAAAAGCGAAGGCCGGAAAGUUGGACCCUGUCAUUGGAAGAGAUGCCGAGAUCCACCGCACGAUCCAAGUUCUGUCGCGGAGAACAAAGAACAAUCCCGUCUUAAUCGGCGCAGCUGGUACGGGUAAAACUGCCGUUCUUGAAGGUCUCGCGCAGCGGAUUGUGCAAGGCGAUGUCCCGGAGAGUAUUAAGAACAAACGGGUGGUUUCUUUGGACCUGGGUUCGCUGAUUGCGGGUGCGAAGUUUCGGGGUGAUUUUGAGGAGCGUUUGAAAGCAGUGUUGAAAGAGGUCGAAAAUGCCGAAGGGAAAGUCAUCCUUUUCAUCGACGAGCUCCACACACUGCUGGGGCUUGGUAAAGCAGAGGGCAGUAUCGACGCAAGCAAUCUGCUGAAGCCGGCAUUGUCCCGAGGUGAGCUUCAGUGCUGUGGAGCUACCACCCUGAACGAAUAUCGCCUUAUUGAGAAGGAUGUUGCUCUUGCACGACGAUUCCAACCAAUCCUAGUUGGUGAACCCUCUGUUGCAUCCACAAUCUCCAUCCUGCGUGGUAUCAAAAACAAGUAUGAAGUGCAUCACGGAGUCCGAAUUACGGAUGGAGCCCUAGUUGCCGCAGCUACGUAUAGUAACCGAUACAUCACCGAUCGAUUCCUUCCUGACAAGGCCAUUGACCUGGUUGAUGAAGCUGCUUCCGCACUACGUUUGCAGCAAGAGUCGAAACCCGAUUCUAUCCGCGAAUUGGAACGCGAGAUUACCACAAUUCAAAUUGAGCUCGAAUCAUUACGCAAGGAGACGGAUGUGAGCAGUCGAGAGCGACGCGCAAAACUUGAGGAAGAUCUCAAGGCCAAACAAGACGAAGCGAAACAACUCACUGAAGUCUGGGAGACUGAAAAGGCGGAGAUCGAUGGGAUCAAGCGCACGAAAGAAGAGUUGGAGCAGGCUCGCUUUGAAUUGGAGCAAGCGCAGCGCGAAGGUAACUUCGCUAGGGCCGGAGAACUCCGCUACUCCAAAAUCCCUGAUCUUGAAGCAAAGCUGCCAAAGGAAGGCAGUGAGCAAGAAAAAGGGAAGCCAACUCUUAUCCAUGACUCGGUGACUGCCGACGACAUCGGAAACGUUGUAUCUCGGACUACUGGCAUCCCUGUCAACAAACUGAUGGCGGGAGAGGUCGAGAAGCUGAUUCACAUGGAGGAUACUCUUCGCAAGUCAGUCCGUGGACAGGAUGAGGCUUUGUCUGCUGUGGCCAAUGCCGUUCGCAUGCAGAGGGCCGGGCUGAGCGGUGAAAACCGCCCAUUGGCCUCUUUCAUGUUCCUUGGGCCUACUGGCGUGGGCAAGACAGAGCUGUGCAAGAAGAUGGCCGAGUUUCUUUUCUCUACCGAGUCAGCCGUUGUGCGAUUUGAUAUGAGUGAAUUCCAAGAGAAGCAUACCAUCAGCCGUCUUAUUGGUUCGCCCGCUGGUUACGUUGGCUAUGAUGAUGCUGGCCAGCUGACUGAGGCCGUGAGACGCAAACCUUAUGCUGUGCUGUUGUUCGACGAGUUUGAGAAAGCUCAUCGGGAUAUCUCUGCUUUGUUGCUCCAGGUUCUUGACGAGGGAUUCCUCACCGAUGCUCAAGGACACAAAGUAGACUUCCGCAAUACACUAAUUGUUCUCACUUCAAACCUGGGAGCUGAUAUCUUGACUGGCAUUGACCCCCUUCACACCUUCGAAGAGACCGGCGAAGCCGAACUGCCUGCGGAUGCCAAGGCAGCAGUCAUGGAUGUUGUCCAGCAUGCUUAUCCACCCGAGUUCUUGAAUCGUAUUGAUGAGUUCAUUAUGUUCAAGCGUCUCUCGAAGGAGGCCUUGCGCGAUAUUGUUGAUAUUCGAAUCAAGGAGCUUCAGGGCAGACUUGACAGCCGUCGCAUGACCCUUCAGGUCGAUGAGGAGAUCAAGGACUGGCUAUGUGAAAAAGGAUAUGAUCCCAAGUUUGGUGCUCGCCCUCUCAACCGCCUGAUUGCGAAAGAGAUUGGCAACCGCUUAGCUGACAAAAUCAUUCGCGGCGAAAUUGUCUCUGGCCAAACCGCGAGGGUCUCGCUAAGUGAUGAUAAAUCUACUCUUUUGAUAUCAGCCGAAGGAGGGGAAGAGGAACAAGCAUGA